ACCAUUGAAUAUAGUAUAGUUAAGUAAAUUCCAGACGAUUCUCGAGACGAAUAGCAUAACUUCUUAAAAACGCGGGUAUAUUAGGCCUAGCAUACAUAACGAUAUCAAGCAAAUUAUAAAUUGAGCGUUUUAGCGACAGAUGUACAAACAUUGCUUGCGCAUCCUGUUGGACUGUGCUAUGGAUGUUUGACACACACUUCAAUUCGCACAAACGUUUUUGAUUGUCCAACUGCUUCUUCUUUUAAUAACAAAACCAUGAGGAUCCUCUUCAGAAUCCAAAGCCACUGUAGAUGGUCCCUUGUCAUUGGGACUGCGUUGUUGAUUGGCGUCCUCAGACUAUUGCGCAUGAACCACACAGACAGGCACUGGAACACUUCUCCCUCUGCCCCGCCACCACAGUCACAGUCCACUGUGGAUGUUUUCAAGUGCUCCCUGAAUGACACCGUGAACAACAUUUCAUCCUCUAUCCCACCUACCCACCGUAACUUCCUCAUGUACAAACAUUGCAGGACAUUCUCCCGCCUGCUGUCUCCUAUACCCUGUCAGAAAGACCUCUUUCUCCUGCUGGCAGUUAAGUCCACAGCCAUCCAGGUUGAUCGCAGGUCUGCCCUUCGGAACACAUGGGGGAAGAAGGGAUAUGUUCAGGGUAAAGAGGUGAAACUAUUGUUCCUUGUAGGUAAGUCUUCAGACACAAUACAGGGUUACCCGCUGCAGCAGGUACUGGAGUGGGAGAGCAGAGAGUUUGGGGACAUCCUGCAGUGGGAUUUUGACGACAGUUUUUUCAACCUGACCCUAAAGGAGGUCCACUUCCUCAAAUGGUUCAGCCUGGAAUGCCACUGGGCACACUAUGUGUUCAAAGGGGACGAUGAUGUUUUUGUUCACACCAGCAAUCUGGUGGAAUAUGUUAAGGACAACAAGCCCUCUGAGCAACUGUAUGCUGGGAACAUCAUGUCUGGCUAUCCAGUCCGGGACAAACAAAGUAAAUAUUUCAUACCAGUGGAGAUGUACCCCGACAAGCCGUAUCCUCUAUACGCUGGGGGUGGGGGCUACCUGAUGUCAAAUCAGACUGUGCUGAGUCUGGAAGUGGCAGCGUCCAGCAUUGACCUCUUCCCCAUUGAUGAUGUCUUUGUGGGCUUGUGCCUACAGAAGAUGAACAUCACGCUGACGCAUCACUCUGGCUUUAAGACCUUUGGGCUCGAAAAGGGGGUGACACACUUCAACCCCUGCAUUUACAGGGAGCUCAUGGUGGUGCACAAACUGAAUCCCACAGAGAUGUGGACAAUGUGGUCUCUACAGCGGGACCCAAAGCUGCAAUGCUUUACAUCAAGGACGUGAGACAUCAGGCAUUGUGUGUGUAUAUCAUGCUGUGCUUAUCUGUCUCGCUACUGUAAAUUGAGAAUUCCUUUCAUAGAUAAAUUAUCCUUAUGAAUGGUCUAAAAUAGCAUACUUUCCUUUACCCAUACUUAUAUUUGAAUUUGAAAGUAUUCUGACAUUUGGCUUCCCUUAUCCUGUAAGUUCAGAUCAGCACAGACAGUGUAAGAUCCAUUUAAGAAUACUGAGAUGCAUAUAGUGCCAUUUGAUACUUCUGAUGAGGACUUUGUAGAAUGUUUCUAGGAUUCUGUAAGGUUGGAAAGGAGAUAUUGAUGGGAAACUUUAAAAACUGGUAUAGUGGGUUACAGAGGUAUUGAUGGGAAACAUUAAAGCAGGACUGAACUCGAGAACAAAUACAGGUUUGGCCAGAGUCUGUGGCUUCAGCCUCAUGAGAUGGUACCUGGAGUGCAGGCCAGCAGUGGAGAAUAACGUCUAUCUAUGCACUUGUAGAGCCACUGGGAUGCUAAACACCCUUUGGGCAUAGCCACGGGAAAUAGAGGUGCUGAGGGUACUGCAGCGCCCCCUGAAAAAACAAAUACAGGAGUAGUAAAGGCCCAGUGCACUACUUUGUGAAAAAAAUAACAUUACAAAAAAUAUUUGUUUGUCAUUUUUUGCACAAAAGUAGUGCACUGGGCCUUUACUACUCCUAUAUUAGGACUGCUGCGCAGGGAUACUUUUUUAUCUCUCAAAGCACCACCUCUCAACAUCUUCCCGCAGCUAUGCCUUCAGGACACUGGCCAGGCUGGGCAGGGGUGCAGAGUUGUUUUUUUCUAUUGGCAGGCCCAAAGGUUUUUAGGCAAAAUAACCAUAUCAAAUGGAAAGAGGUAAUAUGUCAGGCCUAUUGGGCCAAAAUCAAUGAUAGCCUAUUGUAUAGAUAAAAGAACAAAAAUGAACAAAAUAUUUAAGAGUUCUGAUUUGUUGCUUAUAAUUACUUUGCUACAAUGACACACUUAGCUAGCUACCCACCUCAUUUCUUUGCUAGCAUGUGCACAUACUGUAAUUUGAAAUGUGUUUAAAAGGUUCAUUUCACAUGAGCUCCUGCACAUGUUUUGAAACACAUAAUAAUACCAACAACAAAAAUCCAGAAAUGCCUUAUUUUUUCAUUUAUGUAUUUUCUAUUUUUUUGUUACAGGUAUUUGACAUUCAAAAGAUUAUGUACAGAAACUCAUAAGCAUCAUACCCUCUGUUUCCAAUAUUUUAUAUGGUCAUUUAAUGAUGCAAACUUUGAAAGGCAAAAAAAGAGAACGCUAGCAAGCAGAGCAUAUAAGACAGAGCACAAGCAGGCCAUGCCACGAUGAUGAAGGGACAAUUGAUGCAAGAAAGCAUCCAUGCUUAAAUGUAGAACUGUUUCCAUUGCUGCCUGACAAGAAAAGCCAAACAAGAUAGUUUCUUGACACUUGGGGCUAUAUUCAAUCCCUGUUCAAUGUUACAGCGUGGUUGAUUGUUAAAGGCAAUGUUUCCACGUUAGCGGAGACUACGUUCCCCGUAAACGCUGCAUAACCGGCUCAAUCGUAAGUGACCUUUUACAUUUCUGUGGCGCAAUCUGUACCGCUUCAGCGACUAGAUUUGGAUUUAAAUGAACCAGCACACCUCUGCUUCAUUUCUUGCAAUGGUUAACUGAGCUUGGACUGCUGAGCUUCUAGUAAAAAAAAGUUUAAAAAACAAUAUGGGAUUAAAUUGCUUGGAUGGACAGAUGUAGUAAUUCAAUUGUAACUGUUUCAUUCUAAAAUGAUAGGGGCAUUUCGAGGUAGGAGGGAACACAGCAACAGUGGUUGUCCCUUCUGCUGGCCACUGAUCUCCUCCCUGCUGUUGUUCUCUUCCUGUAAGCCCACCAGGGACUUCACAGAAGCAUCUUGCUUCAGCUCCUCAAUAACUCUUUACACUCGUGGGUAUUGGCCUAUAGGGAUACAUUGAAAUGUUUCUUACAGAAGAAAUAUGAAAAUCAUAUGCAUAACCAAGGUAGCAAUUGAAUGGGAACAGUUUUUUUUUUAGAUAAUGUGAAAAUUAUUAGACCAAAGGUGAGUACACAACACUUCAAUUCAAAUAUAUAUAUAUAUAUAUAUAUAUAUAAUUAAGGAGCAACAAUAAAAUAACAGUAGCGAGGCUAUGUACAGGGGGUUCCGGUACAGAGUCAAUGUGUGGGGGGCACCGGUUAGUUGAGGUAAUAUGUACAUGUAGGUAGAGGUAAAGUGACUAUGCAUGGAUAAUAAACAGAGAGUAGCAGCAGCGUAAAAAUGUGGGGUGGGGACAAUGCAAAUAGUCCGGGUAGCCAUUUGAUUAGCUGUUCAAGAGUCUUAUGGCUUGAGGGUACAAGCUGUUAAGAAGCCUUUUUGACCUAGACUUCGGUACCGCUUGCCAUGCGGUAGCAGAGAGAACAGUCUAUGACUAGGGUGGCUGGAGUCCUUGGCAAUUAUUUGGGCCUUCCUCUGACACCGCCUGGUAUAUGCAUUUCGCUUCACCCGCAAUAACAUCUGCUAAACACGUGUAUGUGACCAAUAAAUUUGAUUUGAUUUGAGGUCCUGGAUGGCAGGAAGCUUCGUCCCAGUAAUGUACUGGGCCGUAUGCACUACCCUCUGUAGUGCCUUGCUGUCGGAGGCCGAGCAGUUGUCAUACCAGGCGGUGAUGCAACCAGUCAGGAUGCUCUCAAUGGUGCAGCUGUAUAACCUUUUGAGGAUCUGAGGUCCCAUGCCAAAUCUUUUCAGUCUCGUGAGGGGGAAUAGGCGAUGUCGUGCCCUCUUCACGACUGUCUUGGUGUGUUUGAACCAUAAUAGUUCCUUGGUGAUGUAGAUACCAAGGAACUUGAAGCUCUCAACCUGUUCCACUACAGGCCCGUCAAUGAGAAUGGUGGCGUGCUCAGUCCUCCUUUUCCUGUAGUCCACAAUCAUCUCCUUUGUCUUGAUGAUGUUGAGGCAAAGGUUGUAACCUGGCACCACGCUGCCAGGUCUCCGACCUCCUCCCAAUAGGCUGUCUCAUUGUUGUCGGUGAUCAGGCCUACCACUGUUGUGUCGUCAGCAAACUUAAUGAUGGUGUUGGAGUCGUGCUUGGCCAUGCAAUCAUGGGUGAACAGGGACUAAGCAUGCAGCCUGAGGGGCCCCUGUUUUGAGGAUCAGCGUGGCAGAUGUGUUGUUAGCUACCCUUACCACCUGGGGGCGGCCCCUCAGGAAGUCCAGGAUCCAGUUGCAGAGGGAGGUGUUUAGUCCCAGGGUCCUUAGCUUAGUGAUGAGCUUUGAGGGCAACUGACACAAGACCGAAUCCAAAAUGACACUGUUGAUAUUAUGUGCAUUUUACAUUUACUGUACUGUUCAGUUGCAUUUGUUGAUAACGAAAUCUGAAAAUAUGACAUUCAGUAACAUGAUAAGAAAAAUGUGGGUUAGGUGCAACAUAAGACAAAACAAUUACAAGGGUUUGAGUGAGAGGACUAACUGGUGUUUCCAAGUGACCACAUGUCGCUCCAAGGCGUGCACAGUUCCUACGCAUUUUUAUGACUCAAAGAAGUCUUCAACUAUAAGGUACUUUUAUUUUUAACUGUCCUAGCUGGGCCAUUGAGGAACUAGAGCAAGCACACUUGUAAUUGUUUAAUUUGGGACAUAAUCCUGCAUCCCAGCAAUCAUAAAAUUACUAUUGUUGUUUACGCAAUCCAAAAACGGUCCAUUUAUAUAUAGCAAUCUGGGUCAGGAGGGCAUGAUUUGAAAGCUUGUUCUAUUGCCCACAUGACGAGCUAAAUGAUCAAUUAAGAUCUUACAGUGUUAGGCUUUUACAAGGCAAUUCAGAAACCCAUAUCGUCAUUUUGGUGCGCAUAGAAAGGAGACAUGACUGCAUUCAGGUGCGUGUGCCCGGGCUAAUUUUCUUCACAAUAAACAAACAUAGGCGCAUUCUAUUCAGAACCACCCAGGGUAUGACGCAUGUCAUCUAGUAACUAACUGUACAUCAAAUCUAGUGAUCAUAAACAUUGACCCUGUAUAUGACAUGAGAUUUAUGAUUUAGAAAUGUGAAGUGCACAUUUGGACUCACAGGUGUUUGGCUUGCUUGUAUGGCAUCAAAUAUGUAUUUAUUAUAAUCCUCAACGUCUCAUCUUUCAAAAGACAUAGAGUCAUCUUAAUUUACAUCAUUUCCCUCACUCAGACAACGACAAAAAAUAAAGUUGCCCAAUACCAGGAGGGAUGGCGGCAAUUUCUUGUUGCCCGGUGCUGAAGUUCAGAACAACUGUCAAUCAAAACAUAUACAGCGCUGUGAUGCGCAGAGCCAGACCUCUGACAUCACGUAUUAGUGCCCAAAUGUGUCAUUUUCAACCUGUAUAUGGGUACGAGUGUAAAGGGCAACACACAAACAAAUUAUUAUGAACACAUAGCUAAAUGAUUACAAGAAUACAAAGACCAAAUGGGAGAGGGAAAUAGAUAGCCUCCACUCUGCUAGCUGCUAGGAUUUGCAUGUCAAAUAACAUAUAUAAUGAAUCACACUGUCGAGCUAGUAACUGGCAGUACACCAGCACUUUUGUUUGCUCAACAAAUAAAACAACAGAAAAUGUA
Molecule: messenger RNA, 5897 nt
Organism: Salvelinus fontinalis (brook trout)
Lineage: Eukaryota; Metazoa; Chordata; Actinopteri; Salmoniformes; Salmonidae
Product: N-acetyllactosaminide beta-1,3-N-acetylglucosaminyltransferase 4-like
Exons: 2
Coding region: 256-1335 (359 amino acids)
Cellular component (GO): membrane
Molecular function (GO): hexosyltransferase activity
Source: RefSeq, a predicted model, not a curated record